Danaus chrysippus (African queen) is the source of this 1377-nucleotide messenger RNA. The record is from the annotation of a GenBank genome assembly. Lineage: Eukaryota; Metazoa; Arthropoda; Insecta; Lepidoptera; Nymphalidae.
AUGGCAGACCAGUUUUGUUUACGUUGGAACAACUUUCAAACGAAUAUAGUGAGUGCACUGGAUUCUUUAAAAUGUUCGGAGGAUUUGGUCGAUGUGACGCUUACUUGCGAAGGCAGAAACAUCAAGGCCCACAAAGUUAUACUGUCAGCAUGCAGCCCGUACUUUAGGAAUGUGUUCAAGGAAAAUCCAUGUCAACAUCCUGUUAUAAUUUUGAAAGACGUAUCCGCUGAUGAUAUUGUCAGUCUAUUAUCUUACAUGUAUCAAGGUGAAGUAUUCAUUGAAGAAAGUAAGCUAACAUCUUUUCUGCAUACUGCAGCACUAUUGCAAGUUAAAGGAUUAACUGGUGUUACGCAGCAGAACGAGAAUGUAUUUACAUCGAAUGCUGCCAACAAAUUGUACACACAAUUAACAAUAUCAUCAAAACCAUACUUUGGUGUAGCUCAUAAGGAAAAGAUUCCUGCACUUAAGAAAAGGAGGUGCAGUACUUCCGACAAACCUAAUGACGUACCAUUAACUGAAGGACAUAAGAAGAGUAAGGUGCUUGAACCGAGUGAUAUUUAUAACAGAAAUAACGGCCCACAGUCCUUGAAAUCUGAUAAUACAAUAUUUGUACCCGAAACUCAACCUGAAAAGAAAAAUGAUCUGAAAACAGAAAAUGUAACGGCUAAUGGAAAGAAUUCAAAUCAGGUAAGCCAGAAUGAGGACAUUCCAGUCACGGUUAAAACUGAAUGGGUUGAAGAUAGUAAUUCAUCUCCUCAGGCUCAAUCUGUUAAUUCUGACACUGAUAAUAACCUACCGGACUAUGAGAACAGUAUGCUUGCUAGAUCAUUAAUCUCAGGUAUAAAUCCAUCAAAAAGCGACAACACAACAAAUUCAAACAUCAAAAAGUCUAAUGAUAUGCAAAGUACUCGAAUAAGGGAAGCUAGUACGGAUUCAACGCAUUACAAUACAACAGUAGCAAAGAGUCCAAUAAAAAACAUACAAGAGGACACAGUCAAAGUUGAAAAAUCAUCGCCUAAGUUGGAAAUAGAAUAUGAACCGGAGAUAUUAUUAUCAGAACAGCAAGACGGUACUGAUUCUGAUUCAUACACUCAAGAACAGUCACAAGCUUUGUUACUACUAGCGGGAAUGUCAGCUUUACCAGUACAAAGUGCAUCGACAUCUCAAACGGUACAUCAAUCAAAUCACGCAGCCAUUUGUGGUGACUGUCCCCACUGUGGUAUGAAGUACUCAAAUCAAUCUGCCCUGAAGUACCACGUGAGAUUAAUGCAUUCAGAUCUAACUAACAGACUGUGUUGCUAUCUGUGUCCGAGAUCAUUCACAAUGAGAGAAACAUUCAAAGAACACAUGUGGUCCAGCCACGGUCAGAGGAAUUGA